AUGCGCCGUGCCUCUGUAGCAGUCACCCCCUCCACGUCGUCAGUGUUGGGGGGUGGUGCUUCGACGACGGGUACAGUUGAUCCCACCACUGGAACGUCAGGCGCUUCGUGUCAGUCUGUUCCCCGUCUCGCUCAUCGAAGUGUUAUGGAUACUGAAGACGGACUAACUUCGCCAAAGCCUAGACCUCAAGACAUUGUAGUGACGAAAAGUAAUCCGACGCUGCGUGCAUCAGCAGUGCGACCUACACUAGCCGCUUCCUCCGGAGCUCACAUUCGUCGGCGGCCCCCGUCCGUUCCAGAUCGGGCCGUUUCCCCUCACUUUGCCACCCCGGUCUUGUCAACACUCUGGCGAGAUAUGGUCGAGCACCGCACAGACCCGUCACCGGCACCGCGCUGUUCUCGAAAGCGUCGCUCCACUACAUCGGCGACGGCACCACUGGCCCGUAUGCCGUCAGCAGUACUACGGGGGAGUGGGGAGCAGUCUCGGGGGAAGGCAGUUGGGCAAAUAAUAGAGGAGGUGGGGAGGGCUCGGUCACUCCGGCGUGUAACAAACGACAGGAAGGGGGGAUCGCUACUCAGCAUGCAUGCUACAAACACAUUCAACGGACAACGACAUCUCCUGUCCCCGGUAAAGGGUUCUCUCGGGACUGCACGGCCGCCUAUUGUGCUUGAUGCAAAACAAAACACUCGGUCUCGCUCAAUGCGGAUGAAGCUGCAGGAGGUGACGCCCAGCAACAAUGAUGAAAUGCGUAAGGAGGUCGUAAGCUGCUACAGGAAAUUGUGCGAAGAGGUUGGACAGUCACCACAAGAAUCGUGGAUUGCCGCUGUUUUGGGCGAAAAGACCGAUAUUACCUCUGAUUCGAAUGUGGGCUUACCAAUCGGUGAUAGAUCAACAGCGAAUGACAGUGUUUGCGCUAGUGCUAGCGCCAGUGGUAGAAACAUUGACCUUUCUCUGAAGCGAAUGCCAAGCGGCCCAGCUCUUAGCGCGAAAUCACAAUCAUCUGUGGAGGGGCGACAGAAAAGCAAAGGCACUUCGAAGAUUCAGGGAUGUUCCACUGUGAAGGCACCAUCGAUAGCCUCCACAACAAAGUUUACCAAUCUAGCUUCUGGAGCGAACGUUUUGCGGGAUGAGUCACUGCGACGAAUGAUAGCAUAUUGUGAUCACCUCCGCCCUUAUAGCAGCAAGAUGGAACAGUUGAAACAGCGGCGACAGGAUGUGAGGGAGUCAUUGAACAGAUUCCUUGAGGUGUGCAACAAGAAGCAGGAUGGUUUGCACGAGGAUAGAGCACUUGAUUCAGAGCAAGCGGCUGACAACGAUAGCUCGAAAUCUUUAACCAUCAGUGCCCUCCAGUCGCGAGCAGAUUCGUUAACUAGCGGUCUUAAGGAGUUACAGCGGUGCAACGUGAGACUACUGUUAUGCCUGUCUAACUUGUCCUGUGAGGUUAGGAGGCCUUUGGGUUCCAUUUCUGGUGAUGCAGGGCCCGCGUCUAACGAUCAGCAGCAGGAGAUAGUGAAGGCUUGCAGUGUGCCAGCUGUGCCCCAGAUUCAAAGUGUCCCAAAGGCAUCGGCAUCCCUGACAUCGAUUAACCUGCCUACGGCGAUCCCUGCCGCUUAUCUACACUUCCUUCGCUCGCAGGAGCGUAUCAUAGUGCAAGAACUCUCGGAGUUGUGUAACCGUGUCCGUUCAGCCUUGGCAGAGGGGACAAACAUUUCUACAGCGGAUGAAGGACUGCUGGAGACCCCACUGUUCCUUCCUUCGACGUGGUCCGCAUCGACCAAUAGUGCUCGUGCAGUCAAAGAUCGGAAACUGAGCGAACAAAAACUUCAACCGAAAACAGGGGGGAACCUAAGUGCUGCGGCGCGCCGGGCGGUUCAUGCGUCGUCAGCCCCCGCCAGCAAACCCCUCACUCGCUUCGCGAGUAGUACGAAAGGUAGUGAACAUAACUACAGCACGAGUAGGUGCGCCGAUAGUCACAGGACUGUUGAUUCUAGCAGCACCACGCAUGCAUCGGACGUACAUUUGCCGUUUGUGGGGGUUGCGUUUGCUGACUGGGCGAAUACUAGUGAUGACGAGAAGGAGAGCAGCUUGAACAGUACUUAUCCUCAGCGAAAUGACAGCACUGCCCGCAGUCCUAGACUUGUGAUUGGGGGAGGAAAGCGGCGUUUGUCAUUUGAUACCGCUACCGAAAAGCAUAUUCGUUCCACCACCUCGGCUAACGGCGCCUUAGCUAACAAAUUCUGCCGAGCGAGGUCUUCUGCAGCGGUACUCAUGGGGUCGAAGAAGGUAACUCCAAAACUCAAUGCGAGAAAUGCCUCUCCUACGAGGACGGCAAAGCGGUCGAAGACGAAGCAUUCGAAAAAGAGCAGCACGCCGGCCGUCGAAGGUGCUAUCACCGCGGCGCAGAUAAAGCAAGCCGAAGCUACCUGGGAAACAAUCCAAGGACUAGCGCUGCGCAACUCUACGAGUGGGAAUUUGGGUAGCCCCACUCAAUCAUUCUCCAUACAGUUGGCGAUGGUCCCUUCAGCGGUGGAUGAGGCACGUGAUGGCAACGAUAUGUCCAUAAUUGGAGAGAGGGGUAGUCCCGCCGAAGCUGCAGGUGAUUUCAGAGCCACUGGACCAUCAAAUCAAGAAAUUUUGAGCACAAGGAAGGAGCAACUGCCAUUGCUGGGGAAAGAGUACAACACUCCCGUGUGCCAAGGUGUAGAAGUAACAUCCGUGGAUGAAAACCACCGGCGGGUUCAUGCGGCGCAGGUAAUUGAACGCUUUCUGCUCCGUUGUGUGAGGCAGAGGGCCCAACACACCGACAAGCAGAAGAAAAAGGGGAAGGAAGAGACGAUGGUGGAGGAAACUGAGGCGGCAACCGCGAAACCAUUCUCCGCUCCUGUGGGUAGUGUAUUUUUGUGUGACUCAGAGGCAUGUAAUCAAAUGGCGGCACGCAUAGUUCAUUGCUGGCGACGAUAUAAGUCACGAUUGGAGAUAAAGCAGCUGCAGAAGCAGAGGUGGGAAGAUGAACAUCAGCAGCAGCGGCUGCAACACAGAAAUGUUAUGGCUGCUCGUCUACAGAGUUUCUUCAUUGUCAACUUAGCCGUGCGCCGCCGGCGCCGGCUUCUUCAACAGAAGCAAGAGGAAGCGCCAAAGCCUGUUGUGGCGAACUCUAAUGAAAAGUCCACAAAACCGUCCACACCAAACACUAAAACGAAUAAAGAGAAUGGCGGGUCCCCGGUACCGACCAUGCGAGAGAGGUUUGACCGAACACGAGAGAAGCGAAAGAGUUUGUUGCGCGACCAUCACGAUAGGACCGAACUAAGCACAACGAGCAGUAGCGCGUCAACGAAGUCGCACACGGGUGCCCCCAUGAAAUCUCUUAAAACUCGAACUCAGUCGGCAACAUCUCUUGUAAAAAAUAAAAGCGGCACUAGGGCAACAGUAGUUCCACCGUUACACCUGAAGUCUUCUGGUUUAUCGACGCACGCUGCAGACAAUUACCACCCCGAUACAGUAACACUCAAGGUCGGUAUGCUACACCGACUUCUUCGUGCACCGAAGCCCCUUGUGUACGCACUGCGUGUCAUGUGCAGCCGUUACGAGUCACGGCCUUAUUCCGCUUACGAUGUCCUUGCCUCGUGCGAUUGGCGUACAGUAAAGGAUGAUGUUGAGGAGGCUGCGGAGCACAACGAGGAGAACAGGGGUAAAGAUGGCAACGCGGAGGAAAUGGCUGAAACCGCUUCCAUUAUUAGUGGGAACAGCAGCGUGCAUGCGUUCGAGAACAUGAUGCCAACUUCCAAACCCAGGUCUAGCGAUGACUUGUACCUCCAGAUCAAGUCGUAUCGAGCUAUAUAUAACUCCUCUUCACUUAAGGUGAAGGGAAAUGUGAAAGAUGGGAAUGGCACACCUUCCUCAUUUCUGAAUAUGUUCUCUACACACCCACCAUCAGUUCGCGUGGAUAGUUUUGUUGAUACGAAUGAAUUACGGUUUUUAGAACCCAUACCCAAGUCGUUGCCGCGACCCUUCGAACACUGGAGUAUUGCGCUUUCCCUUCAGCAGCGCGUGUUCACCGCGGCGGCUAUCUACGCAUGGAAAUUAAUAUUCAGUCACACACCACAUGACGACUAUAAGCAGCGGAUGCUUGACACUAGGGAAGAGCAGGAGGCCCGUCUCGAUCGCGUCGAGCAGCGGAAUCGCAUGAUACUCGCGUGUUAUUGCGUCCGCUCGGAAUCUGAGUGGCUUCGGGAGGCUUCGGCAGAUCUCAACUUCGUUGGUCGCAUAUGGAAUCCGAAGCGGUCGCUCGAUCCCAAUGACCCUGACUUCGAACGGCAUUGCCUUGAGACGUAUGAGUUUGUGGAGAAUUUCCUCUAUCAAUGCUUUCCCACACUAUCAACCCUCGAGGAUGUGCCGACAUUCCUAAUGGGGGCGGGAAUUUACUUUAUGAUGCAAGCAACACUCACCAAGUUGGGGGCUGGAGAGGGAGCGGAGUCAUUUGUGGACGUUGGCCGGUUGGACGAAAAUACGUCUUCUUUGAACGCACAGCAACGUGAAUGUUUAUUUGUGUACGAGUUUCUCAACCUAAUCGACACGCUUUCCUUCUGGCACAGUCAGUCAAAGGGGAAGAGUAAUGACGCAUCCCCAACGGGGAAGUCGAGCAGCAAACAACCGGGCACCGCGGCGGCUGGGUCAACACAAACAGAGACUAGUGAUGAUGAUUUCAUUUCAUGGAGGGCACACCUUGAGCGUUCCGUGAACGCUAUUUUAGGCGCGUCAUCCACUGGAGUUGGCACAUCAGCCACGACUGAUUCCCUUACAAAUUUAGACGGUAAUAUAACGGAUUCAUCUGAUUGUCCACCAAUUCGGUUGGUAAAGUGUCCAUCUUCCAAUGUUGUAGCGGGUGAAAAAGUUAGCAUGGAGCGCUUUUCAUUGGCUUACCCGAGUGGUUUCCUUGUGGGUCUCAGUGAGCGUUUGAUGCGGUGUUUAGUGGGAGUAAAACUUGAUUUGGAUGUGUGUGAGGAUCUUGAUGUGGCCAUGUGA
This is a messenger RNA of Trypanosoma brucei brucei TREU927, 5022 nucleotides long. RefSeq lists its product as hypothetical. Lineage: Eukaryota; Euglenozoa; Kinetoplastea; Trypanosomatida; Trypanosomatidae. The transcript has a single exon. The record is from RefSeq and is a predicted model, not a curated record. Bases 1 to 5022 code for a protein of 1673 amino acids.